AUGAUGGAAGAGAUAGUAAAUGCUGGGGAAGAAAAAAAGGGAGACUGCGGGAAGAAGAAAAUGAAAGAAGCAUCUGGUGACGAAGGGCGUGCAGAGCUGAAUCCUUGGCCUGCAUUUAUCAGUGAGCGCUUAGAGAUGUACACUAAACUUAAAGCUGAGCACGAUGCACUUCUUGCAGAGCGAGCUGCUAAUGAUAGUAAACCCAUUAAAGUUACAUUACCUGAUGGUAAGCUGGUUGAUGCUGAGUCCUGGAAGACCACACCUUAUCAAAUUGCUUGUGGAAUUAGUCAAGGCUUAGCUGACAACACUGUUAUUGCUAGAGUGAAUAAGAUGGUUUGGGAUCUAGACCGUCCUUUGGAGGAGGAUUGCACCUUGGAGCUGCUCAAGUUUGAGGAUGAAGAGGCUCAAGCCGUAUACUGGCACUCAAGUGCUCACAUAAUGGGUGAAGCUAUGGAGCGAAUCUAUGGUGGAUGUUUGUGCUAUGGACCACCAAUAGAAAAUGGAUUUUAUUAUGACAUGUUCCUUGAGGAUGGAGGUGUAUCAAGUAAUGACUUCUCUGCUUUGGAAGCGCUGUGCAAAAAGAUCAUGAAGGAAAAGCAGCCAUUUGAAAGACUGGAAGUUAAGAAGGAAACGCUACUUGAAAUGUUUAAGUAUAACAAAUUCAAGUGUCGCAUCUUGAAUGAGAAGGUCAAUACUCCAACUACAACAGUAUACAGAUGUGGUCCCUUGAUAGAUUUAUGCAGAGGACCUCAUGUUAGACAUACUGGCAAGAUAAAGAGCAUAAAAAUUCAUAAGAAUUCAUCUACCUACUGGGAAGGCAAGGCUGAUAUGGAAUCCCUCCAGCGAAUCUAUGGAAUUUCAUUCCCAGAUGCAAAAAUGUUGAAGGAAUGGGAAAAAUUCCAGGAGGAGGCUAAAAACAGAGAUCACAGAAAAAUUGGACGGGAUCAAGAACUCUUUUUCUUUCAUGAGCUCAGCCCUGGUAGCUGUUUUUUCUUACCAAAAGGAGCUUAUAUAUAUAAUACCUUAAUUGAAUUCAUCCGGAGUGAGUAUCGAAAACGUGGAUUCCAAGAGGUUGUCACUCCAAAUAUUUUCAACAGUAAACUAUGGAUGACUUCAGGGCAUUGGCAGCAUUACAAUGAAAACAUGUUUUCCUUUGAAGUGGAGAAAGAAUUAUUUGCUCUGAAGCCUAUGAACUGUCCAGGACACUGCCUUAUGUUUGAUCAUCGUCCAAGAUCAUGGCGUGAGCUGCCAUUACGGUUGGCUGAUUUUGGUGUUCUGCAUCGAAAUGAACUGUCAGGAGCUCUUACAGGACUCACUAGAGUACGUCGGUUCCAGCAGGAUGAUGCUCACAUAUUCUGUUCUGUGGAACAGAUAGAAGAGGAGAUAAAGAGUUGUCUACAAUUCUUGCGUGCUGUUUAUGAUGUCUUUGGAUUUUCCUUUAAACUGAAUCUCUCUACUCGUCCUGAAAAGUAUCUGGGAGAUAUUGAGGUGUGGAAUCAAGCUGAGAAGCAACUGGAAAACAGUCUUAAUGACUUUGGUGAGAAGUGGGAGUUGAACCCUGGUGAUGGAGCUUUCUAUGGACCUAAGAUUGACAUUCAGAUUAAAGAUGCCAUUGGGCGCUACCACCAGUGUGCUACAAUCCAGCUAGACUUUCAGCUGUCAAUCAGAUUUAACCUCACCUUUGUCAGCCACGAUGGUAAUGACAAGACAAGACCAGUUAUCAUUCACCGGGCUAUCCUGGGCUCCGUGGAGAGAAUGAUUGCCAUUUUAACUGAAAACUAUGGAGGCAAAUGGUUUGAUGCCUGGCAGAGAGUCAUUUAUGUUGGUUAUUUCCUUUAUCUGCUGUGGUAUAGUGACCCUACUGAUGAUGACAAGACUGAAAAGUUUAAUGUCAGACAGCAAUUCCAUGAUGCUGGGUUAAUGGUGGAUAUUGAUGUAGAUCCUGGAUGCACACUGAACAAGAAGAUCAGAAAUGCUCAACUUGCACAGUAUAACUUUAUUCUGGUUGUUGGUGAAAAGGAAAAGGCAAGUGGAACAGUUAACAUCCGUACCAGAGAUAACAAGGUGCACGGUGAGCGUACAAUUGCUGAUACUGUGAAGAGACUGCUGGAACUGAAAUGUUCUCGUUCCAAACAAGCUGAAGAAGAAUUUUAACACCACCUGUUCCACCUGACGUAAAAUGAUUCUAGAUUUCCUAACUCAGUUAACCACAGAGUUAUUUGUACAAGAUUUGCAGAAAUGUUCUGUCAGACAUGUCUCUUUUUGUAAAAAUCAGUUUCUCACAAACCUUGAAGUAAAAUUUGCUGGCCUCUAAACAAUGACAGAUGAAGCAAGAUGAAAUGACCUUCUGUGACUGCAAGGGAAAAUGGAAAUAUUAAUUGGGGAUAUUUACCGUGUUCUAGCUACUUAAAAAUAAAAUAUGUUUUGAUAACAAA
Messenger RNA from Meleagris gallopavo (turkey), 2435 nucleotides. NCBI's taxonomy places the organism in Eukaryota, Metazoa, Chordata, Aves, Galliformes, Phasianidae. The record is from RefSeq and is a predicted model, not a curated record.